AUCUUUUUUGCUAGUCUUGGUUAAUUCACAAGCAAAAUACGUAAUUUCAUAUAUAAACGUGGACGGGGUGAUUCUCUUUCUUAUUCCAAACCCUACAAUCGAAACAUACCUUAAAAACUACCAAAAUGAAUCCCUCCAAUUCACCUGAGACCAAGAGUACUGAAUUACCAGAGACCAACGUGCCUUCCAGUUCCAAUUCGAACCUGUAGGAAUUAGUGAAUUCGUCCCAUUACUUAUACCAGAAGACUUGCUAAACGCCUAAGUCCAUGGAGAUAGACCCCACCCUUUCCAAGUUGCUACGUAUUGAAGCCAGUAAAACUUAAUUUGAAUAACCUCGCCAUGCUCGAGUAGCUGCUCUAUUAUAUAACAGUUCUCUUCACCCUAAAAUCAUCCUGCACUCCCUGACCAACCUAGUUUUUGGCUCAUUAAUAUCCUCUUUGAUCAUUUAUCUUUCGAAUUCUAGCUUGUUCUGUACUAGAAGAGAAAAAGAAAAUGAAUCCCUCUGAUUCAGCUGAGACGGAGAUCAGUAGUCCAACAUCGGCCUAUCAUGCCACGAUACUGGAGGAGACCAACGCAGUGUUCUGUUCUGAAUGGAAUCAGCAGAAAUCUACACCAGUUAAGAGACGCUUAAGCGGCAUGGAUACUCAGGUGUUCAAGGCGGCACGAGAGGGCAAUAUUGAUGCCCUUAGAGAACAUAGUGAUCAUCUUCACCAAAUACUGACUUCAACCAAAAACACAGUCCUCCAUGUCUAUAUAGCUUGCGUAGGCAGUGCAAGGUUGACAGAGUCUGAAGAAUUGCUGAAAUCAGCCGAGGUUGUAAGGGAGAUGCUUAAAAUGUGCCAGCGGCUACUAUUGCAGCCAAACGAGAGCGGUGAUACUGCCUUACACUUGGCGGCAAGACACGGACGUGCUGACAUAGUUGAAGUUCUUAUUCGGGCUGCGAAAGACUGGCAUGGCGACCUCGAGGAAGGUAUCUCAUCAAAAGACGUAUACUACCAGUUUCUCAUUAGAAGACCUAACGAGGAGAAAAACACAGCCUUGCACGAGGCAGUGCGGUUCGAUCACCUUGAUGUGGUUAAGAUAUUGACUAGGGAAGACCCCGAGUUUUUGUACUCUGCUAAUAAUGGUGGGGAAACUCCGCUCUACAUGGCUGCCGAGAGGGGAUAUCCAAAAUUGGUUUUUGAAAUGCUCGACACUUGCACGAAUCCAUCCUACCAAGGACCCGAUGGUAUAACAGCUUUACACGCUGCAGCUACCUACGGUGAUGAACAAUUAACGAGAAGAUUACUUGAGAUGGAAAGGACGCUAGCAACAGCAUCUGACGCACUAGGAAUGACUCCACUUCAUUUGGCUGCAGCUAAGGGUCGCGCUUCAAUUGUGAAACAAAUACUGGAAUGUGAUAAGUCCACUGCCUACAUUGUCAACAUGUACAAGUUGACACCCGUUCAUUAUGCAGCCCAUGCAGGGCAUGUAGAUGUACUGAAACAGCUUAUUUUCUAUUGCCCGGACAGUUGCGAAUUGGUGGACCAAGACGGUCGCAAUGCCCUACACUUAGCAAUUAUCGGUAAUGAAGAAAAAGUAGAAGAGUUUGUUCGGAAAGAUCCAUGGCUUAGUAGCGUCCUUUUAAAUGGCAAAGAUUCUGUCGGAAACACACCGCUCCAUCAAAUUGCUACUUCUGAUCAAGAAUACGAUGGCUUGGAAUUUAUCAGUGAUUCUAGAGUCGAUAAGAUGGCAUUCAACAAAAAAAAUAAGAACGCGCUAGACAUCAUUCUGCAUAGAACUGAUUCUCAGUGGAAGAGGAACCUCAUACAAGGGUUGAGAAAUUUUGGUGCAAGAGAGAGUCAACGAGUGUCAAGAGACAAAGGUGGUGACAAGGAAGGUGACAGAGAGUCAAAAUACAAGGAAAUAAAAGAAUCUCAUAUGGUAGUAUCUGCACUCAUAGCAACUGUAACCUUCGCAGCAGGUUUCACUGUGCCUGGUGGUUACCAAAGUGAAAAAGGGCCAGAUCAAGGUUUUGCAGUUCUAUCAAGAAAUGCAGCUUUCAAGGCGUUUGUGAUAACAAAUACAUUAGCCAUGACUCUGUCCAGUAGUGCUGUCAUGCUACGCUUUCUCUCAUCACUGAACUGGUCAGAUUCAUUAUUAAGUGUGGCGCUAAAUUGUACCUUUUUCGCUCUGAUUGCAAUGGUGGCUGCAUUCCUUACCGGUGCAUAUGCAGUAUUAGGGGGUCAUUCUUCAUUAGGACUUGCCAUUGCGAAUUGUGUGCUUGGGGCUGGCUUCUUCUCGGCUAUAUGUUUUGUCUCUAUUUCUCCAGCUUUCAGUACUUUUCGUAAUCGUGUCUCUCUUCUCCAUCUCCGCAUAAUUACCCUGCUCGGAUUGGAAUCAGUAUUUUUGUAUUGAUCGAACAUGUACACACUUUAUUGAACCACCAGAGAGAAACAAUGGCCGGAGAGGUAGUAGGAUUAUUAUAUGUUUCUAGUUUUUGGUCAAAAUCCAGUAAUCUACUUCUGAGGGAAAUUCUACGGUACAUGUAUGUAUGUGAUACACUUAUUUACAUAUCUGACAAAAAUUUUGU
Messenger RNA from Rosa chinensis, 2572 nucleotides. Its product is annotated as ankyrin repeat-containing protein At5g02620. The record is from RefSeq and is a predicted model, not a curated record. The transcript has 3 exons. Gene Ontology annotation, cellular component: plasma membrane. Bases 493 to 2397 code for a protein of 634 amino acids. Gene Ontology annotation, molecular function: protein phosphatase regulator activity; protein phosphatase 1 binding. Lineage: Eukaryota; Viridiplantae; Streptophyta; Magnoliopsida; Rosales; Rosaceae.